Bipolaris maydis ATCC 48331 is the source of this 1257-nucleotide messenger RNA. NCBI's taxonomy places the organism in Eukaryota, Fungi, Ascomycota, Dothideomycetes, Pleosporales, Pleosporaceae. The record is from RefSeq and is a predicted model, not a curated record.
AUGUCGCCAAUCACAACAACAUCGCCUAGUCUCUUCUCUCGUGCCCACAGACCUGCAGUCUAUACACAAAAGCAGCUGCGGGGUUUCUUGGCCCUACCAGGCGAAAUCAGAAAUCAAAUCUACAAGUACUACUUCGACCAGGAGCAUCACUGCGAAGUAGCCGCAAAAGGCAGUCGGUUCAAACAGCGGGAACCCCAGACAAUCAAGUUAUGCUCGGGAAUUUCUUCACAGCAAGAUCGGACUCUUCAACCUGGUUCUGAAUCUUACAAUUCACUUGCUCCAUCCGUCGUGCGCUUCUCCAGAUCACUUGGUAAGUACAUUAUGGUACAUGGCCUACAGACCAACUGGCUCGGCUCGCUGUACUCCCUGAGUCUGGUGUGUAAGCAGGUCUACGUGGAGACGAUCAGGUUUCUCUACUGCAAGACUGUUUUCAUAUUCGAUGCGCCAAAGCGAAUGCACAGCUUCUUCGGCGUCGUGCCAAGCACUAGCCUGCAAAAUAUAACAAAGUUGCAUCUUCACUACAACACAUAUGGACAUCCUCAGCGGACCGAUCAUCAAAUCUGGCAGGACAAGCACACGCAGAGUUGGUACAAAGCAUGCGAGGCGGCUUCGAAAAAACUUAUCAAUCUUCAACAGCUACAAAUUCGCGCUCAGAUUCACGACUGUGCCCCAAAGUUUAGUUUGCGGGAGAAAUGGGUAGAGCCACUAUUCCAGUUUCGCAGAUUGACAUGUGGUAAGACACGUACGAAUGGCCACGUUGACAAUAUCGUGUUUCUCAAAACGGUCAAAGUUGACAUCCAGACUCGCUGGUCCAAGGACCCGCUGGCGGUGUUUUUGAAUAAUCAGCGUCUGGCGCGGGCAAGCACGGAGCUGCAUGUGCUGUAUGGCCAAGCCGUCAGUCUCGCAAUCAAGGGGGCCAGAGAGGAAGAAGCCAUGGCCGCGUUCAAUGCCGCGUGGGAAGGAAAGUACAAGCAUUGGAAGCAUCAUCUUCAAUUUGCUCAGACUGGCUGGUAAAGUGGGAAACUCCUCGACAGGAGCUUAGCCAACCACACGGGGGAUUCCCAUGAUUGUCUCAAGGAAAAGGUUUACAGAGUGGAGGGCUGGACUGGUCAGGAUAUCACAUAACAGUAUCAAUACAAAUGCGAAACCCAGAUUACUGAUGCAUAGUCAUACUGUAGAUUAGUUUGCUGGAUAUUGUGUGGGGAAAGGACAUUUGGUAAAGAUCAAACACCGACAGACCAUGCGUAUGAUUGUGUA